CUGUCGCCCGGAUUCCAAGAGAUCGCCGCUCUUGACCUCGUUCAACGUCUCGUCGGUCGGGAGGCCUGGAGGAGCGAGAGCGACGGCGGAUUUUUGAUCUAAUUUAAGAACACAAUGUCUCGAAGAUAUGACUCGCGAACGACCAUUUUCUCGCCAGAAGGGCGGCUCUACCAGGUGGAAUAUGCCAUGGAAGCCAUUGGCCAUGCUGGGACCUGCCUGGGGAUCUUAGCAAAUGAUGGCGUCCUGUUGGCUGCAGAGAGACGCAACAUACACAAGCUACUGGAUGAAGUUUUCUUUUCUGAAAAAAUAUAUAAACUAAACGACGAUAUGGCUUGUAGCGUUGCAGGAAUAACAUCUGAUGCCAAUGUUCUUACGAAUGAGCUGCGAUUGAUUGCCCAGAGGUAUCUCCUUCAGUACCAGGAACCAAUCCCAUGUGAGCAGUUGGUCACGACACUCUGUGAUAUCAAGCAGGCUUACACACAGUUCGGAGGAAAACGUCCUUUUGGUGUUUCACUGCUCUACAUGGGAUGGGAUAAGCACUAUGGCUAUCAGCUAUAUCAGAGUGACCCCAGCGGAAACUACGGAGGGUGGAAAGCCACAUGCAUUGGGAAUAACAGUGCUGCUGCAGUAUCAAUGCUGAAACAAGACUUCAAAGAAGGAGAUAUGACUUUGGAGUCGGCCCUUGCAUUAGCAGUUAAAGUGUUGAAUAAGACCAUGGAUGUUAGUAAACUAUCAGCUGAAAAGGUGGAAAUUGCGACACUGACCAGAGAAAAUGGGAAAACACGCAUCAAGGUUCUGAAGCAGAAGGAAGUGGAGGCUUUGAUUAAGCAGCAUGAGGAAGAAGAAGCAAAAUCUGAGCGUGAGAAAAAGGAGAAGGAGCAAAAAGAGAAGGAGAAAUAGCACUGCACAUUGAUUGAGGCCCAGGUUCGCGUUUGAGUAAAAAUAGAAGUUUAUUGAAAAUCCAAGUGACUGCAGGUUCUCCAGUAUCGAGUUGGCUGAGCCAGACACCACCCAACCUUCUUAUACACUUCCGCACACCAAUUGUAUAUGCACUAGGAAUUGCCAGAUUGGUUUUUAAAAUAAAGAAUAAAGGCAAAAAAACAA
Molecule: messenger RNA, 1104 nt
Organism: Carcharodon carcharias (great white shark)
Lineage: Eukaryota; Metazoa; Chordata; Chondrichthyes; Lamniformes; Lamnidae
Gene: psma4
Product: proteasome 20S subunit alpha 4
Exons: 9
Coding region: 115-900 (261 amino acids)
Biological process (GO): ubiquitin-dependent protein catabolic process
Cellular component (GO): proteasome core complex, alpha-subunit complex; nucleus; proteasome core complex
Source: RefSeq, a predicted model, not a curated record